AUGACGUAAAAACAAAGCGACAUUCAUCUAUGAAGAAACUACAAAAUGGCGUCUUACUGUAGGACUGUAACCAGGCUUCGGCUGGCUCUGGGGACCGGUGUGAGGCGCUUUCAUGUCUCGGCGGCUUUCAACGCCAGGGCCAAGGUGGCCAUGAGUCACUUUGAGCCAGGCUCCAGCAUUAACUAUGAGAAGCUGCACGAGAACGUCAGCAUCGUACGCAAGAGGUUGAACAGGCCUCUCACUCUCUCUGAGAAGAUCGUUUAUGGCCACCUGGAUGAUCCAGCAGGUCAGGAGAUCGACCGAGGACGCACUUACCUACGCUUGCGUCCGGACCGCGUGGCCAUGCAGGAUGCUACAGCCCAGAUGGCCAUGCUGCAGUUUAUAAGCAGUGGGUUGCCCAAAGUGGCCGUUCCCUCCACUAUCCACUGUGAUCACCUGAUCGAGGCUCAGAUCGGGGGGGCUCAGGACCUGCAAAGGGCAAAGGAAAUAAAUCAGGAGGUGUACAACUUUCUUGCAACUGCUGCAGCAAAAUAUGGUGUUGGCUUCUGGAAGCCAGGCUCAGGGAUCAUCCACCAGAUCAUCCUGGAGAAUUACGCCUAUCCUGGAGUGAUGCUGAUUGGUACCGACUCACACACGCCCAAUGGCGGUGGACUGGGUGGCAUCUGUAUCGGAGUGGGUGGGGCUGAUGCUGUUGAUGUCAUGGCUGGAAUUCCUUGGGAGCUCAAAUGCCCCAAAGUGAUUGGAGUUAGACUGACAGGAACUCUGUCUGGCUGGACCUCCUCGAAAGAUGUGAUCCUGAAGGUGGCCGGCAUCCUGACUGUGAAAGGAGGCACAGGAGCCAUCGUGGAGUAUCACGGACCUGGAGUCGACUCCAUCUCCUGCACGGGAAUGGCCACUAUCUGUAACAUGGGCGCUGAAAUUGGAGCCACGACGUCUGUUUUUCCAUAUAACCACCGCAUGAGGACGUACCUGGAGAAAACCGGUCGUGGAGACAUCGCUUCAGUUGCUGAUACCUUUAAAGAGGAUCUGGUGCCAGAUGAGGGCUGUGAAUACGAUCAAACCAUUGAGAUCAACCUGAGUGAGUUGAAGCCCCACAUGAACGGACCGUUCACCCCGGACCUGGCCCACCCCGUGUCCGAGAUCGGGGCCGUAGCUAAGAAGAGCGGUUGGCCCCUGGAGGUUAAAGUUGGUCUGAUUGGCAGUUGCACCAACUCUAGCUAUGAAGACAUGGGAAGAGCAGCUUCUCUGGCCAAGCAGGCUCUGGAUAAAGGACUCAAGUGCAAGUCCCAGUUCACCGUUACCCCUGGAUCAGAGCAGAUCCGCGCCACUAUUGAGAGGGACGGAUAUGCCAAGAUCCUGACUGAUGUUGGAGGCACGGUACUCGCUAACGCCUGUGGUCCCUGCAUCGGACAGUGGGACCGGAGGGAUGUGAAGAAAGGAGAGAAGAACACGAUCGUCACAUCUUUCAACAGGAACUUCACAGCCAGGAACGAUGCUAAUCCAGCCACUCACGCUUUCGUCACCUCUCCUGAGAUCGUCACUGCUCUGGCUCUCGCUGGGACUCUCAACUUUAACCCGGAAACCGACUACCUGACUGCCCCCAAUGGGGAGAAGUUUAAGCUGAACCCCCCCACCGGUGACGAGCUUCCCUCGAGGGACUUUGACCCAGGGCAGGACACCUACCAGCACCCCCCCGCAGAGGGCAGCUCAGUCAAAGUGGAUGUAAACCCCUCCAGCACCCGUCUGCAGCUGCUGGAGCCCUUCGACAAGUGGGAUGGAAAAGACCUGGUGGACAUGAGGAUCCUCAUCAAGGUGAAGGGGAAAUGCACCACCGACCACAUCAGCGCGGCCGGGCCCUGGCUGAAGUUCCGUGGUCACCUGGACAACAUCUCCAACAACCUGCUGAUCGGCGCCGUUAACGUGGAGAACAACGCCGUCAACAAGGUGAAGAACCAGCUGACAGGAGAGUUUGGAGGUGUGCCAGACGUGGCCCGCUUCUACAAGGCCAAUGGCGUGAACUGGGUAGUGGUUGGCGAUGAGAACUACGGCGAGGGUUCCAGUCGAGAGCAUGCCGCUCUGGAGCCACGUCACCUGGGAGGACGAGCUAUCAUCGUCAAGAGCUUCGCCAGAAUCCACGAGACUAAUCUGAAGAAGCAGGGCCUGCUGCCGCUGACCUUUGCCGACCCCAGCGACUACGACAAAAUUCUUCCAGAUGAUAAGAUUUCCAUCAGCGGCCUGAAAUCCUUCGCCCCUGGAAAGCCACUGACCGCAGUGAUCACACACUGUGACGGGAGCCAGGAGACCAUCUCACUGAACCACACCUUUAAUGAAACACAGAUUGAAUGGUUCAAGGCCGGCUCUGCCCUCAACAGAAUGAAGGAGCUUCAGUAAUCAUGAAGAAGAGUGGAGGGUUGUCAGCCGUGAUUUAGGCUGUAGUAAAACAGCCAACACACACACACACACACACACACACACACACGGUCGCUGUAAUGAUGGAAGCGCACACACACACACAUCAGCACUUAAAUGUAGAAAUGGGAUUACUGGUAAGCCCUCCUGGUUCACAUGCUAGAUUACACAAAGUUCUCCAACGACACACAUCUAUUUCACGUCUAUACUAACAGAACCCAUCCCAUUUUAAACGUUCCUUUUGUCUGUAACGGUGAACUAAAGCAGAUUAUCUAUUUUCUAACUCUGUAAACACACUUAUAGGAGUGUACAUAAGUGAUAAAUCUUGUCUUCACUACUCCAGAUGUUUUUUUUCUCCAUUCAAUGGAAAACACUGAAGGACUCAUCAAACCAGUAGGUGGUGAAAACGUCCACAUUAACACCACAUCAACAUGUAGUUAAAGAACAUUUACAGAUUCGAUUCAAAUCAGCUCACAAUCGGUGUUUAAUGGAGUCAGGAUCUGGAUAAAGUCGACUCAUGAAAAGGCAGCAAGAAGUGAGUUUUUAAAAAUGUCCAUUUUGGGUUAGGGUCAGUCCACGUCAGUUUUAUUUCUAAAGCAAAUUAAAACAACCAGAAACAAAGAUAACGCUUCCUUCAUUGAGCCAACAAAUGAAAGCAACCAUUUAUCUCCCUCUGUGGAGAGCAGCUGCUAAAAUGGCAUCCUUCUUCCACACUGUUGGCUACAGCGCCCUCUGCUGACUGCUUUGUUUUCUUGCUCUUGCAGGAUAUUUCUGCCACAUUAAUCACAAAGCUCUCCAUCCUUCCACUAGACACUAUAAAACCCUUCUGUCAGCAACCCAGAACCAAUCCAGCUAUUGUUUUAAUCUCUUUUUCUGUUGGUCUUGUGUGAAAAUGAUAGUUUCUGAUUAUCCGUGGCUCUGUGGGACCUAACUGGGCGUGUUUGUCUCUGAUUUUUAGUUGAGUCCUCCUUUAUUCUUCUCACAGAAGAAGCUAACGCACAAUCUAGUUGAUUUACCUGGACAGAAGCUCUUAUAUCUGUGAACUUUAUCCACAUUACUUUGUUUUUUAGUCUCUUUAAGACUGAAACACAACAAUCAUCGGAACGACUCAGACAUAUUCAGUCAUAUUUUUUCCAUGACGUUGGAGCUGAUUUCAGCAGGUUUGGGGAGAUUAAAUUAUCCCCCUUAUGCAGAAAGUGUAGAUUCACUUCUUUAUUUUGCUGUUUGAAUCAGUUGCUAUAGUAACCAGCUAAGUCACUGAUUUAGGAUUUGUUUGUAAAUGAUGUGGUGUACAGCUGUGUUUUGUAUAGGAGUGUACAUAAGUGAUAAAUCUAUAUGUAUAUGAAUAAAAGUACUGAGCUAUAGGAUGAUGCUGUGAGCUGCCUGUGUCUGUGACGUUUAGCAUCACUGGAACAUUUGUAUUAAAAUGAGAGUUUUAUGUGAAAAGGGAACCUUUGAUGGAUCCGUCUUGAUUUCUCUAACGUGUUUUUGUUGUUUAAUUGAUCAGAAACUUUUGGGUAUAAAUGACUCCUCACACUCCUUCAGCGAAACAGAAAUUUAAAGAGGAAGUCACUCCAAAUCAACAUUGUUUUGCUGAUAAACUAUAUAAAUGAGUGUCUAAUUGUGUAGUCAAUAAUUCGGCACUUUAGUGCAUCUUAGUUAAAAUUAAAACAUUCUGCCUAAAACUGUCAGCGAUGCACCGUCAUCAGGCAAAAACUCAGCACUGCAUUGGAAUUUAAAUCUGCCAUCGCUAUUGGCUAAGAGGUACACUAUGAUGUUAGAUGGUAAAUUAUGAUGUCACAAUGUUGUGAACGUGUGUAUUUGUUAGCGGCUCCGCCCUCUCGGUCUGCUAGGCAACAGCAUUUGUUGCAUUUUUCAAACAGGAAGUGGGAGUUGAGUAAGAAUCUGGUAGGGGGUGACUUGCUCUUUAAUGAUGCUUCAUGCCUGACACAAAUAUUUUCAGAUUUCCAAAACACCAAGCAAAUUUAGUUUUGAAGUAAAAUAACAAACCAAACGUGAAUCCAAGUGAUUCAGAUUUGCCCUGGGGUUUGCUAGGUGUGGUCAGCCACCUCGUGUCAUCUGAUCAGGAUGUGAAAUGAUGUAUUUGUAGUUUAAACUUCAUCUUGUAAACGUUUAUAGCUUGCAAAGUUUAAAUAUCUUAAUAUAUACAAAAAUAAAGAUCGUGUCAAGUGA
Messenger RNA from Nothobranchius furzeri (turquoise killifish), 4602 nucleotides. The record is from RefSeq and is a predicted model, not a curated record. NCBI's taxonomy places the organism in Eukaryota, Metazoa, Chordata, Actinopteri, Cyprinodontiformes, Nothobranchiidae.